AUGCCUCCUCAUGACACUCAUCGCUUCCGGCGCAUUCUCCAGAGUCCCUCGGCCUCCUCCCUUACUUCCUCACUUUCAUCUCUUUCGCUCUACACAAGCACUUCAAACAGCACAAGCUGGGGCCCCGGUGCUCUGGCAGGGAAAGCAAUCAAGGCCCUAGGGAAAUCCACAGUAAGGGGUGUGGAACAUGUUGUUAUAAAACGACGAAUGGCAACUAUCUGUGCAAAUCUGCCACAGGUGGACAAUUACCCGGACCUUCUUGCCCGCCCGGGAUUUUGGCAGGAACUGUUCAAUGAUGUGCUGGAACUAUCUCGACCAGGACUUUACGAUGACCAAAUUCACUUGUCUGCAAUGAGAAUCAUACUAGCGCAAAUUGGAUCUUAUCAGACCAAGCAUCUUAUUCACUGUCUAUCUGGAUGGCUUCUUGAUGAUCUAAUGCAGUUUCUGACCAACAUCACAUCUGUUGCUCUUUUUUGCUGCUCUGGUUUUCUUGAACCAAAAUUGACUGAUGCAUACCUGUCACAACAGAGUUAUCACAAUUUGGAUCCUCAUCAGCUCAUUGGUCCAGACUAG
This is a messenger RNA of Mycena indigotica, 573 nucleotides long. RefSeq lists its product as uncharacterized. Lineage: Eukaryota; Fungi; Basidiomycota; Agaricomycetes; Agaricales; Mycenaceae. The transcript has 4 exons. Bases 1 to 573 code for a protein of 190 amino acids. The record is from RefSeq and is a predicted model, not a curated record.